Messenger RNA from Aspergillus lentulus, 987 nucleotides. RefSeq lists its product as uncharacterized. NCBI's taxonomy places the organism in Eukaryota, Fungi, Ascomycota, Eurotiomycetes, Eurotiales, Aspergillaceae. The record is from RefSeq and is a predicted model, not a curated record.
AUGCCAGAUGCGGACACUCCCUGCUCUGUUAUCAAUGGCAAGAACGGUUAUGUCCGUGGGAAUAACUCCUGGGUUCUCGGACGGAUGAUGCGAGAUUAUGAAUACUGGAUGGGGCAGCCGGUCCGGGAACAAACAGAGUCUCUUAUCGAGGCUCGCUGGGAGUUUGACCAGCAGCAUGAGGAGAGAACAUCCCCCGGAUCGGGGUGCCGAGUGCCUCGUCCUACGCAAGCCGGAUUAGUUGUCAGUUUUUGGCAGCCACGCACCAGGCAGCCGCAUGGGGAGCCCAGCCACGAUCUGCCUCAUUGGUCGGGUGUUAUUGUCACGGUGGUCCAACUGGGAAUAGCUGCGAUCCCGGUGGGCCUUCGCGGAGAUUGGGGGGUCAUGAUGGUCACCGCCGUAGCCAUCAUUCUCUGCUACAGCACCGGGGCGCUGCCGCAUUGGAAGGUCGAGAAGUGGGCUUGUCGCCGCUUGGAUACUCCGGACAAGAAGAAUUUUAUUUUGACGCGUGGAAACGGGUCCCAGCAUGCAAUUGCUAUCACCAGUAACGGUCAUGGCUUGGACCUGGAGGACCUUGCUACGAGGUUUGCGAAAAUUAACUCCCCACCGAUCACUCUCUUUGCACAGCUGGCCAUUGUCAGUCUAGGGCUGUUGUGGGUUGCGCUCCUGAUUACGGCAUCUGCUCUGCAAAAGGACUCCUGGUACUUGAUUGCGGUUGGGGGUAUAGGAAUGCUGCAAAAUAUCUUCGUUGCGGGCUGGAAGCGGGCACCGGCUGCCUAUGGCGUUCCGCUAGAGUUCAUCGGUGUCGUUGGCAAAGUCAAAGUUAUGCAAACUUUGAUGGAAGUGGAGAGAAGAUAUGAGAAGUUGGGGAAGAGCAUGGUAGGGACCUUCCUCCCGGGCGAGUUACGAGAUAGUGAAGUGAAGGAUUGGGAGGCCAUCGCGCAGGAAUGGAAGGAGAAAAAGGCCGCCACCGUCAAGUCUGAUGACUAA